ACGCGAAUUUAUGUCUCUUCCAAUUCGUCUCGUUUCGCGAUUCCUCACCCUGGUCGAUCGGAUUACGAUCUGACGGUAAUGACGGCCCGUAAAUCACGGGGCGCAUGACGGCCGUCCUUUCCUCCAGCCAUACCUGAGUACAAUAAUAGAUUUGGCUGGAACCUGCAGCCUGAUUAAAUAAAUAGUAUUGUGUCUCUGCCUCUCUCUCUCUCUCUCUCUCUUUCUUUCGGACUGCUCCGCCAGUGGCGUCCGUCUGCAUCCCGCUGCUGUGCGAACAACGUUCACCUCGACGUUUUUCCAUCGUAAUUUCGAAAUUCGUAUACAUAACCUAUAUCGUUGUUGCGAGAUUAAAUUGUUACGUGCGUGAUGUUACAUGCAGGUAACGGGAUACGCUUGCUGCCGUAAAAUCCGCGCGAGAACGAGUAUAGUUCAGCCCCCAACGUACACGUCGUACAAGCAAGCAAGUAUGGAGGGUCAACAGUUCUGUUUACGGUGGCAUAACUUCCAAAAUACACUCUUGAGCUCUCUCCCAAAAUUGCUCGACGGUGGUCAUCUAACAGAUGUCACAUUGAGUGCUGGUGGUAGACAUAUUCAUGCUCACAGAAUCAUAUUAUCAGCUUGUAGUUAUUAUUUUAAAGAACUGUUUAAGGACUUGAGCUCUUUGCAACAUCCUGUUAUCGUGCUACCAGGCAUGGAAUAUGCAAAUUUGUGUGCUCUAGUCACUUUUAUGUAUAAUGGAGAGGUGAACAUUUACCAGGAACAGUUGCCUGCUCUUUUAGCUAUGGCUGACACAUUGCACAUUCGUGGAUUAGCUGAUAUAGCUGGGAAAAACGCGAGGCGUGAUAAUAACAGCCUCUACGUGCAGCCACCGGUGGCGACGACACAGCCGCAGGAGAAAGUCUUGUCGAACGAGAUGAUGAUAAAAAAGGAGUCGAAGGAUAACAAUGUCGCGAGUGUCGAAUCGUCGAUGGAAUCGGUGUCCGCGCCGUUGCUGCCGGAGGUAGCGGAUAACUUAGACGAGGAAUCGAGCAACGAUCGUGAGACUAUACCGUAUUGCGUAAAGACAAAACCCUAUUACUCUAUAAACGCGAAGCUAAAUCAAAGGGAAAAGGUACCUGUCGUUCCUGCCAACGCGUCCACCGUGAACAAAUAUAUCGAUAAAGUGUACUCGGAGAGCGGAAUGGACGAAACGACCGCGCUGCCGCCGCCACCACCGCCGUCGGCGCUCAUAGAGGAUCGAUCGAUCACGUCCGUGGUGGAGGAUGUGAAACCACCGGCACCACCUCCGCCGGCGGUGUGGGACGCGAAUUUCAAGUUUCUCGCAGCGUCCGCGCCUAGUAGGACCACCCCUCAAACCUACAACAAGUCCAGUGUCACUUGUCUCAUUUGUGGCAAACAGUUGAGCAAUCAGUACAACCUGCGGGUACACAUGGAGACUCACAGCAACAGCUCGUACAGCUGCGCGGCGUGUUCGCAUGUGUCGCGAUCCCGAGACGCUCUCAGGAAGCACGUGUCGUACAGGCACCCGGUGACCCCUCCACAGAAACGUACACGUUACAGCGCGUCGAAACCAUAAGAGUUUCUCUACUCGUGUUACCAUAGACACUCUUAGGUCCCACGCUAGGAUCUCCGGAUCGAAGAUUAUGAAUUUUGCCCGGUUGAGGUUUGAGGUGAGAGACAGUGAAUGAGCGAGUGAGAGGGAGAGAGAAAAAGAAAAAUAUUUUAUUAAAUAUAUUGAAU
This is a messenger RNA of Harpegnathos saltator (Jerdon's jumping ant), 1740 nucleotides long. RefSeq names its product protein bric-a-brac 2. Lineage: Eukaryota; Metazoa; Arthropoda; Insecta; Hymenoptera; Formicidae. Gene Ontology annotation, cellular component: nucleus. The transcript has 4 exons. Bases 374 to 1576 code for a protein of 400 amino acids. Gene Ontology annotation, biological process: regulation of transcription by RNA polymerase II. The record is from RefSeq and is a predicted model, not a curated record. Gene Ontology annotation, molecular function: protein binding.